AGGUAGGAAAGUAAGAAAGACAAGUUGGUGGGUGAGCUUGGAGCCUGAAGCCUGGAAUAUCCUCCUCCUCCUCCUCCUCAUUAUAUCAGCAAAGGAAACAAAAUAGAAAAGUAGGUAUAGUGAUGGCGCUGUAUACGACUGUGAUGGAAGAGAUAACAGGGUACACGGGGCUAUCACCGGCGGCCUUGUUCACGAUCGUGGCUCUGAUGGCUGUGGUUUACAAAACGGUGUGCGGCAUGUUUGUUGCCCCCGAAGAUUUCAACAAGCCGCCCGUUGUGACGGCCAACUUCAAUUCCAACAUUUUAAACAUGACCAAUUCUAGUAAUACUAAAGAUGCACAGCCGCUCCAGCUGGGAGAAGUUACUGAGCAUCAACUGAAGGCUUACGACGGUUCUGACCCCAAUAAGCCCAUCUUGAUGGCCAUCAAAGGUCAGAUCUACGACGUCUCUAGCUCCAGGAUGUUUUAUGGUCGGGGUGGGCCGUAUGCAAUGUUCGCUGGAAGGGACGCCAGCAGAGCCCUUGCGCUUCUGUCUUUUAAGCCCCAAGACCUCAAUGGUAACCUUCAAGGUCUGGAUGCGUCAGAGCUUGAAAUUUUACAGGACUGGGAAGAUAAAUUCAUGGAAAAAUAUGUGAAAGUAGGCCACCUUGCUUGUCCCACAACCAACGACUCAGGAAGCUAAAUUUGUUGGUGAAAAGCUUUCAUUUUCCUGAUUUUCGUUCUUCCAUCUGCUUCAGCUUAUAUAGUGGUUUACUGGUGUAUGUAUAGCUGUAACUGAGCUAAAUAUGUGAGACCUCUAAAUUGCUUUUAAGUUACAACUUCCUUGUUGCAACGAUAUUAGAAUAGCAAGCCUGCAAGACUACAACUACACACCAACUGUUUUAUAUUGGAGAAUGAUGUAGAUCUACAUUGAUCAAUUUAACCGAAAAUUAAAACAUGAUGAAAUAUGUGAGAAUUUUCCUUGA
Molecule: messenger RNA, 963 nt
Organism: Alnus glutinosa
Lineage: Eukaryota; Viridiplantae; Streptophyta; Magnoliopsida; Fagales; Betulaceae
Product: membrane steroid-binding protein 2-like
Exons: 2
Coding region: 123-680 (185 amino acids)
Cellular component (GO): endomembrane system; membrane
Source: RefSeq, a predicted model, not a curated record